This is a messenger RNA of Mercurialis annua (annual mercury), 1461 nucleotides long. RefSeq lists its product as uncharacterized. The record is from RefSeq and is a predicted model, not a curated record. The transcript is spliced from 3 exons. Bases 196 to 1233 code for a protein of 345 amino acids. Lineage: Eukaryota; Viridiplantae; Streptophyta; Magnoliopsida; Malpighiales; Euphorbiaceae.
CAAUAAUUUCUCACCCUUUCUUUCCUUUUCGUCAUCAUCGUCAUCAUCAUCAUCGUUUCUAACGUCGAAAACAGAAAUUAGAACUAGAAAGAAAAAGUCUCACAAUUCCAUAAAAUCAGAAUUUUACCGAGUCACUCACUGAGUCAUCGCCGAGGGUAAAUUCGUUAAAGCUUUACUGGAUCAGCAUAUCAUAGAAUGGAGAGGUGGGGACUGGGAGUGAAGAAUUGGAAUCAUACUAAUCAUUUUAAUCCAUUAUGUGUAAGAAAUUAUUCUUCAAUGAUGAUGACUGAUCAUCAUCAUUUCAAUUCCGCUAUUUUCGGAGCUAAAUUUCGUUUACUGGAGAUCAAGCUUUUUCGCCGCAACCCUGGGUAUAUCAGAGCCAUGUCUAAGAAGAAUAACAAUAAUAACAACGGAAAUGGAGAUUGUCUUAUUCCAGAAGGAGACAGUUCCAAAGGAAGCAACUCCUCUGAUAACAAAAAGUCUAAUGACAAUGCUUCCCAGAAGUCCCAUCGUGUAAAUUUAGACUGGAGAGAAUUCAGAGCAAAAAUGGUUAUUCAAGAACAGGCAGGGACUGGAGAAAUUGAUGCUGCUAACCAAGGUGGGGUACCCCGAGAGGCGAGACCACUUGGCCUGAAAUGGGCCCAUCCCAUCUCUGUGCCUGAGACUGGAUGCGUCCUAGUUGCCACAGAAAAACUUGAUGGAGUUCGCACAUUUGAGAGAACCGUUGUUCUCCUUCUAAGAUCAGGAACUAGACAUCCGCAGGAAGGGCCAUUCGGAGUUGUAAUUAAUCGGCCACUGAACAAAAAGAUCAAACACAUGAAGCCCACAAAUAAUAAACUUGCAACAACGUUUGCCGAUUGUUCUUUGCAUUUUGGCGGACCACUUGAGGCGAGCAUGUUUUUGUUACAAACGGGAGAAGAGGCAAAGCUUCCUGGUUUUGAAGAGGUGAUCCCUGGCUUGUGCUUCGGUGCAAGAAAUAGUUUGGAGGAAGCAGCAGUACUUGUAAAGAAAGGAUUGCUGAAGCCUCAAGAUUUCAGAUUCUUCGUCGGCUACGCUGGUUGGCAGUUGGAUCAAUUGAGGGAGGAGAUUGAAUCCGACUAUUGGUAUGUUGCUUCAUGUAGUUUAAACUCGAUUUGUGGGAAUUCUUCAUCAGAGAGUUUGUGGGAGGAGAUUUUGCAGCUAAUGGGCGGUCAUUAUUCCGAACUGAGCAGAAAGCCGAAGCAAGACAUAUAGGUAAUAAUGAGUUAUAAAUAUCGAUAGAAUGAAGGAACGGAGGUGGAAGUUAUGCAGCCAAAAUGUACAGAAUCUAUCCCACUGUCUCGGAUUAGUCUCGCAACAGAACAGAUUUUCCGUUUUAUUGUCUUAUUAUUUAAUCUUAAUAACCUUGGCAGUAAUGGUUGCUGUAUGUAAUAGUACGGCCUAUGUUAAUGAAGUAAAGCAAGUUUGUCUUUUGCUCGUUAA